ACUGAUAGACAGAGUUGAUGCUGAUGCUGAUCCGGGGAGGUCCGCUUGGCUUCCUGACGUCCACUCGCUGGGGUAUCAUCCCAGCUGAGCAGGAUCCGUGGUGGAUCCAGGUGAUGCUGACCUUCCCAGGAGAGCGAGGUCACCGCCACUGCUCCCUCGCAGUCCAACUCCCAUUCAUCAACCCCUUCCACGUCCACUCAAUCAUGACAGCCAUGAGACCCAGCCAUAACAACAACGUCACCAUGACGUCAGGGUCAAGGUCAACUGUGACAGGAACAGCCCUCAAACAGCUGACGACCUUGAGACACCGCCACCACAGCGGCACCAUGACGUCAGGGUCAACUCUGAGACACCACCGCCACCACAACGGCACCAUGACCUCAGGGUCAACUCUGAGACGCCACCGCCACCACAGCGGCACCAUGACGUCAGGGUCAACUCUGAGACGCCACCGCCACCACAGCGGCACCAUGACGUCAGGGUCAACUCUGAGACUCCACCGCUACCACAACGGCACCAUGACGUCAGGGUCAACUCUGACAAGGUCAAAGAUCAUGUCGUCAGUGACAGUGAUAAACAGUUUGAUUAAAAAGACCACAGUAAUUUCAGCUUCAUAAAACAUUUUUGGGGUAUUCAAAGAAUUUCCAUAUUAAAAAAGUUACCCCAAAUCGUAUUCUUUCUAAAGUUUGACAAAAUUGUUUUUUCGUUAUGGAAAAUCAUAAUGUAAUUUUACAUAUAAACAAAUUGAAAAUAUAUGACUUAAACACAGAUGAUAGUAAAAAAAAACAACAACACUGAAAUAUGCAAAUUAACAGGAAUAGCUUUGAAAAGUGGUCCAUUCAAUUGCAGUACCCAUCUUUGUCGCGUAACAAUGGAUUGCCUAUCCCUAGCCAUUCAUGAUGGUAAACAGACAAACCGAAAGGCUCUGCUACCGGAAUACAUUGCAGUGCUAGAAGGGCAUGCAAUCCACUGUUCGCAAAAAACCUUUCUUAUGGGAAGGAUUAAUAAACAUUUUAACGUUAUUUGUGUUAUUAUAUGCCAGUAUAUAAACUACGAUUGUGAUUGAUAUUUAGAUAUAUGAUUCUGCCAAGUUAAUAUCCACCCCCUCCCUCUCUUUCUCCCCCUUCUCUUUCUCUCUAUCUCCUUCUCUCCCCUUCUCUCUAUUUCCUUUCCCCCUCCCGUUAUCUCCAUAUAUCUCUAUUUCAGUCUCUGUCUCUAGAUCCUCUCGUAUCACUUAUCUUCUCUACCUUCAAAUCGUCGAGUGUCGGAAGUUCCCUUCUCUUCAUACGAUAACAGGGCUACAAUAUUCCUGAUAAAAAGUAUUAGAUUCUAAGUUUAGUGAGCAAAAAUAAUGUUCAAUGUAUCUAAUUCCACACUUUUCUGAAUCUACACAUUCUAUUAGGCUAAUUUUGUUUUCCUACAUCUGUUUACGUGUGCUUUCAACCCAUCUUAGAUGCAAUAAUAAUAGGUUAUAUAAUAAUGUAAUGUAUUCGGAUGUAAUGUUUGUAUUCCAUUAGAACAUUUCAACCAUAAACUCAUCUCGUCCUAUAUUGUGAUGUCCUAUCUUUUUCUCGGGAUCAUUGUGUUUCAUUUUUUCUGAUAGUACUUUUUUUUAAUAGAUAGUUUCAUCGGGUGCUUUGGGUCUAUUAAUUUGUGUAAACGAAAACUAAACGUGGAUAUUCAUGGUCGUAAUACACUAUUCAUAUAGUGUCAUCUUUGAAAAAAGGGUGUAUUUUUCUUUAAAACUAGCUGAAUUUUUUUUGAAUGGGAUGUAAAGAAUAUGUCCUGGGUGGAGAGAGGUAAUGCAGAUAAACUUAAUUCUUAACCCGACGGCUAAAACUAAACGAAAUUUCCUGAAAAGAGGACGGGAGACUCGAACCCUAGAUCCACUCAUUCGAGUCACGUACCGUACUAAGAGACCACGACGUUCUGUAACUUUCUUCUUUGUGUUUGUUUCAUCUUCAUCUUACAUUUGUGUGGCUUCGACCAUAUAGUCACUAUUGAUCAUACAUUUUAGAUAGAUAUGCGUAGAUGUAGCACAAGUUAAUUGUAGCAUAGACAUUAGUUCCACAUCGUCUUUUCAGUAUCUUUCCAUUUCAUCUCUUUCAUAUUGAUCUUUCCCGAAUUUCCAUUUAUGUAAAUUGUGUGCUUGUAAAGGUUGUUUGGGAUCGGUUGUAGGAAAGUAAAUGUUUCUCAAAGUUUAUUUCGCUCGUCAAAUCUAAGCCACCCCUUUCUCUCUUUUCAUUAAUGUGUAUUCAUGAUAAACAUUUGAUAACCCGCGCAUGCGCGGAUCAAGUGUAUUUGAACAAAAUAACACAUUGGCGGAAAGGAGAGAGAGGAUUGAUGGAUUUAGGAGUGAUCUUGUAUUUCUUUGAUAAAUUGAAUAAAAUAAACACAUUCAAAAACAAA
Strongylocentrotus purpuratus (purple sea urchin) is the source of this 2409-nucleotide messenger RNA. RefSeq lists its product as uncharacterized. The coding region runs from base 18 to 617 and encodes 199 amino acids. Lineage: Eukaryota; Metazoa; Echinodermata; Echinoidea; Camarodonta; Strongylocentrotidae. The record is from RefSeq and is a predicted model, not a curated record. The transcript has 2 exons.